UUUUUAAACAAUGAGAAUCAGUUUAGGGAUAUUGGUAUUUAUCCAUCGACCACAAGGAAACAGCCAAGCACUCGACGCAAGGAAGAGAUCUUCCAUCACAGACACUUUGACACCGUUGUCCAUCCGCCAACGGAUGAUAGCGAGAUUGAUUGGAACAUAAUAAUGAACCGCCCUCGCAAUGUGUUGUUAUCACAAGGAGAUCCUCGCGAACCGGUCGAGUGCAAAUUCCAACAUGCCGUAGGAGCCCUCAAAUAUUCCUUGACGAUUCAUCAAACUCCCGAAGAAGAAGUAUGGCCGGGUGGAGCACUGUGGGAUUGCGGUCUCUUGUUGGCCGAGCUGCUCUUGGCCGUGGGAGGCAUGGAGGCGCUCACCACCAUUCAUACCUUGCUCCCUAACGAUGACGACAAUGAACAACAACCAAACAAUAAGAAACAUGCCGGCAAAAAUUCCAAACACGCCAGUGAGAAAUGCACUCGAACCACUAAUCAAUUAUCCCGUCGACUGCAGACAUGGUUACAGCAGCAACAGCGAAAUAAUCAACAACAGCAAAUUUGGAAGGAUUCUGUGGAGAGCGUUCUCUUGCAUCGAUCCAAUUUGACCGUGGUCGAAUUGGGAUGUGGCGUGGGACUCACUGGAUUGGUGGCAUCGAUUGCACUGGGAGCCGUCACCACCAUUCUCACCGAUUUGACUGUUGUGGUUGAUCAAGUCACGCUGCCCAAUUUGAUGCAAAAUACGACACAAGCAGACAAUACCAAACAGCAACACAAAACAACAGCCAAUUCAUCAUCAUUCCAAAAUAUUAAUAAAAAGUACCCAUGUCGAACCCUGCGGCAUUUUCGAGGAGGAGGCAAGGUGAUGGCGUUGCCAUUGUGUUGGGGAAAUUUUGAGGAGGGGGAACGAGUACUACAAGUCUUGAAAGAACUCCAGCCAUCGCCCAAUCAUAAUAAUACCAAAGGCAAGGGGGGCAAAAAGGGAGCCAAAAAGGCGGCAACAGACACCAGCCAAAACACGUCAUCCACAAUUUACCCCGACUUGAUUCUCUUGGGAGAUGUGGCAUACCAACACAAACCAGGAGCACCCUCGCAUUUUGAUAUUCUGGUCGAAUCUCUGCAACAACUCAUGCCACCACUCCAAAAUGACAACCACAAAUCGCAACUAUUACUGUUUGGAACUCGAUUGCGCAUGCCGGCAUCCAUGGAUUUGUUGCUCUUGUUGCAAGAACACUUUACACCCGUAUUGACACAACCCCUUCCAGCACAAGUCUUGGAUCCAGCGCUGGAAGGAGUCAAACAUAAUAUGACCAUUCACAUAUUCACCAACAAAACAACAAACAAUAGUAAGCCAUCAAAAGAAGCGACAACCAACACCACAAAAUAGAUGGAAUGAAUGGGCAUGUAGUUGCACUUAUGGCACCACACAAAAUCCACGAUUACGAAGCUCAAACUGGAGAUUCACCAGGUUUUUGCCGUCCUUUCAUGACAAUGCCUCCAUGGUUGCUGAUUCCAAUAAAAUUGACAAUAAGCCUUCAAUUAAUUUUGGUCUCCCUGUUCUCAGACUCUUUCACAAGAUGAGUUCUCCUUCUUGGAAGUUUCUGCCAUUCUCGGGGGAUUUUCAUUGGAGCUUCAACAUGCACUCACAGACGUAGACAGGUACGGUAUGGUACCGGUACGAUACUGUAGAAAAGCUAAUUAUUAUUUUUUAAAAAAUUUCUUGGAGGUUUUCCAAUCUCGCACCCAAAGCCCUCUGCGUUGGGCAUGCAGGGCAGGGCAAGAUGUUACAUGUAUCCCAUCACAAAGUAGUCUGAAACAGCGGCAAAGUGUGGGGUUGUUUCUCCCGGGAGAUGCCAAUAAACUCUUGGUGGCAUAUUAAUUCAUUUGACUUCGACCGGUACCGGUAUGGAGGUGUUUCCAGUAUCUCAUGGUGGCUUUUUAACUGCUCCCGGCAUGGAGAGAGGUUUUGUUCUCCCAGGCUGGUGGCAGAUUCAUUCGGCUCUAGCCGGCUUAUUUACUCUUCAAUCGCACAAGUGUGCGAAGAACCUGCCAACUGCCCCUUCGCGAUCCGACGUGGCCGACAUCCCCUUCCAGACCUGACGUGGCCCA
Molecule: messenger RNA, 2099 nt
Organism: Seminavis robusta
Lineage: Eukaryota; Bacillariophyta; Bacillariophyceae; Naviculales; Naviculaceae
Source: the annotation of a GenBank genome assembly